Molecule: messenger RNA, 1703 nt
Organism: Epinephelus fuscoguttatus (brown-marbled grouper)
Lineage: Eukaryota; Metazoa; Chordata; Actinopteri; Perciformes; Serranidae
Gene: fibcd1a
Product: fibrinogen C domain containing 1a
Exons: 8
Coding region: 1-1371 (456 amino acids)
Source: RefSeq, a predicted model, not a curated record
AUGAUGCUGAACGACAGGUGGACCAUCAUGAACAACAGCAGCUCUGAAUUGGACAGCAAACGACCCAACAAACACAAGAGAUGCUGCAGCUUCCUGUUUUGGUCUGUCGUCACGCUGGUCGUCAUAUUAGUCAUCACCUCAGCAGUGGUCAUCAUCCUCCACCUGAACCACGUCCCUUUGCCCUUCAUCAGCAGGGGCAGAGGCUCCUCCUCCUCGCCGGUGAUCUCAACCAAUCCCAAAGAGUCUGGCCCCCUGGUGUCCGUCUCCCGUGUAGCAGACGGCGAGCCAAUCAGCAUCUUCCUGGACCCCAACUGUCCGGACUACAGCGAGAACUUCUUGCGUUGGGAGGCGCUGCAGACGUCCCUGCUACGGGCGUUGUCCAGUCACAGUGCAGACAACUGGCAGGACACGGGACUGGUCGACAAGCUGGCUGAGGAGCUGAAGGUGUUGUCAGGCCACGCCCACAAUCUAAGGCUGGAAGCUGAUUUUCUGAAAAGAGGGCAGAGCGUUCUGGACCAGAGACUGGACGGACUGCAGACCGAGCAGAGUCGCAUCGUACAGGUGCUCUCUGACAGUCACUCAGGUGUGCUGAAGCUGGUCUCAGGUUUCAGUGAUUCUCUGCUCAGCCUGCAGAGGGAGACGGAGAGUCUGAAGAGACUCAACACAGAGCUGCACAAAGACUCUGCCCACACAGCUGUCAGACCCAGAGACUGCAGUGAUGUCAUGGCGUCCGGCAUCUCUGAGGACGGAGUUUAUUCUGUGUUUCCAACUCACGACCCCGACGGCUUCAUGGUUUACUGCGACAUGACGACUGACGGAGGAGGCUGGACGGUGAUCCAGAGGAGGGAGGACGGCUCUGUGAAUUUUUUCAGAGACUGGGCAGCAUACCGAGAUGGCUUCGGAAAAACUACAGGAGAGCACUGGCUAGGUCUCCAGAGGAUCUACUCUCUGACCAGAUCAGGUGGUUAUGAGUUGCGGAUUGACAUGGCCGACUUCGAUAAUGCCACAGCGUUCGCUCAUUAUGGUGAUUUCUCUGUUGGUCGGGAUUCUGUGAACCCCGAGGAGGAUGGAUACCCACUGACCGUGGACCAGUACUCAGGGACUGCAGGUGACUCCUUCCUGAAGCAUUCUGGGAUGCAGUUCACCACCAAAGACCGGGACCAGGACCAGUCAGAGAACAACUGUGCAGCAUACUACCAGGGGGCAUGGUGGUACCGUAACUGCCACACCUCUAACCUAAACGGGCAGUACCUGAGGGGAGGCCAUGCCUCCUACGCUGAUGGGGUGGAGUGGUCCAGCUGGACGGGCUGGCAGUACUCACUCAGGUUCACCGAGAUGAAGAUACGACCCAACACCAAACCAAACUCCUGAUCAUCAGAUCCUAAACCUGACCCCUACCCCUGACCCCUGACUCUUAAACCUGAACUAAACCUGACCCCUGACCCUUUAACCUGAACUAAACCUGACCCCUGACCCUUUAACCUGAAUUAAACCUGACCCCUGACUCUUAAACCUGAGCUAAACCUGACCCUUAAACCAUAAUAACACUUCAUUCACCCACCCCAACCUCUGACCCUGUAACGCCUCUGUACCUUAUCUGAACACACCCUCUGACCCCUGACCUCUGACCCCUGACCUCUGACCUCAAUGGCGGCGUCAGGACCACCGGCCGUCAGUCUGUGUGUUUUUUAAGAUGUGAUCAU